This is a messenger RNA of Oncorhynchus tshawytscha (Chinook salmon), 12835 nucleotides long. Its product is annotated as CUB and sushi domain-containing protein 1. The coding region runs from base 1 to 10359 and encodes 3452 amino acids. Lineage: Eukaryota; Metazoa; Chordata; Actinopteri; Salmoniformes; Salmonidae. The record is from RefSeq and is a predicted model, not a curated record. The transcript is spliced from 68 exons.
AUGGCCCUUUGGUUCACAACAGAUUUUGCUGUGAGUGCACAAGGAUUUAAAGCAAUUUAUGAAGUGCUACCAAGUCACACAUGUGGAAAUCCAGGGUUGAUACCAAAAGGAGUAAUUCAUGGAACAAGGUACAACAUUGGAGACAAGAUCCGUUACAGUUGUCUCAUGGGAUAUAUACUGGAGGGACAUGCUGCACUCACUUGUAUUGUGAGUCCAGGUACCGGUGCAUCGUGGGACUUUCCAGCACCAUUUUGUCGGGCUGAAGGAGCUUGUGGUGGGACAUUGAGGGGAACAACAGGGACAAUAUCGAGUCCACACUUCCCCUCAGAGUAUGAGAAUAAUGCAGACUGCACAUGGAGUAUUCUGGCUGAACCAGGGGACACCAUCGCCCUAGUCUUCAGCGAUUUCCAGCUGGAAGACAGAUACGACUUCCUGGAGAUAAGUGGGACUGAGGCACCAUCAAUAUGGCUGACCGGUAUGAAUCUACCUUCCCCUGUCAUCAGCAGCAAGAACUGGCUACGGCUACAUUUCACAUCUGACAGCAACCAUCGACGGAAAGGAUUUAGUGCCCAGUACCAAGUGAAAAAGGCCAUUGAGCUGAAGUCAAGAGGGGUGAAAAUGCUUCCAAGCAAAGACACAAACCACAAAAAUGCUGUUUUGAGCCAAGGGGGCAUGGCAGCAGACAUUUGUCCAGAUCCUGGGAUUCCAGAGAAUGGGAAGAGGAUGGGCUCAGACUUUCAGGUCGGAGCCAGCAUCCAGUUUUCCUGUGAUGACAGCUAUGUGCUUCAGGGAUCAAAGAGCAUCACUUGCCAGAGAGUGACAGAGACGUUGGCCGCAUGGAGUGACCACAGGCCUAUCUGCCGCACGAGAACGUGUGGUUCUAAUUCAAGAGGACCAAAGGGCUUCAUCACCUCUCCUAAUUACCCUGUUCAGUAUGACAACAAUGCCCACUGUGUUUGGGUCAUAACAGCACUGGACAAUAGGAAGGUUAUCAAGCUUGCCUUUGAGGAGUUUGAUCUUGAGAGAGGAUAUGACACGCUAACAGUGGGGGAUGGAGGGAAGAUUGGCGAUGCCAGGAGAGUGCUCUAUGUGCUGACAGGGUCUAGUGUUCCUGACCUGAUAGUCAGUAUGAGCAACCAGAUGUGGCUCCAUCUCCAGUCUGAUGACACCAUCGGGUCCCAAGGAUUCAAGGCCACAUAUGAAGAAAUCGACAAAGGAGGGUGUGGCGAUCCUGGAAUUCCGGCCUAUGGCAGAAGAACAGGGGAGCGUUUUUUACACGGCGACAUGCUGACUUUCGAGUGUCAGGCGGCCUUCGAGUUGGUCGGCGAGAGAACGAUAUCAUGCCAGCAAAACAACCAGUGGUCUGGAAACAAACCCAGCUGCGUGUUCUCCUGCUUCUUCAAUUUCACAACCCCAUCAGGAAUAAUCCUCUCCCCAAACUACCCCGAGGAGUAUGGGAACAACAUGAACUGUGUGUGGCUCAUUAUCGCAGAGUCAGGGAGCAGGAUUCAUCUAAUUUUCAGCGACUUUGAGGUAGAGCCCCAGUUUGACUACCUUAUUGUGAAAGAUGACGGGAUGUCGGAGCCCACCACGUUCGGCACGUUUUCUGGGAAGGACGUACCCUCUCAGAUCGCCAGCAAUGGACACAUCAUGCGCCUGGAGUUCCAGUCUGACCACUCCAACACUGGGAAAGGAUUUAACAUCACUUACACAACGUUUGGUCAGAAUGAAUGCCACGACCCCGGCAUCCCUGUCAAUGGCCAGCGGUAUGGGGAACACUUCUUGUUGGGGAGCUCCGUUCUUUUCACAUGUGAUGAAGGAUUCAUCAAAACCCAUGGGUCUGAGUCCAUAACCUGCAUCAUUCAGGAUGGAAACGUAGUGUGGAAUGCAGCAGUUCCUCGGUGUGAAGCACCUUGUGGAGGACAUUUAACAGCUCCAACCGGAGUUCUGCUGUCCCCUGGCUGGCCAGGAUACUACAAAGACUCGUUAAACUGUGAAUGGGUCAUUGAAGCCAGCAAAGAUCACGCCAUCAAGAUAUCCUUUGACAGAUUCCAGACCGAGGUUAAUUAUGACACACUGGAGAUUCGGGAUGGCCCCUCCAACUCCUCUCCUUUAAUCGGAGAGUAUCAUGGCACUCAAGCGCCCCAUUUUCUCAUUAGCACCAGCAAUUACAUGUACCUGCUAUUCACCACGGACAACAGUCGUUCCAGCGUGGGCUUCCAGAUCCGCUACGACAGCGUUAUGAUGGAAACAGAUUCCUGCUUAGAUCCCGGGAUCCCAGUCAAUGGAAAGCGGUUUGGGAACAAUUUUGCCAUUGGGACCAGGGUGACAUUCAGCUGUGAUCAAGGCUACACGCUGAGCGACGAGAAACCCAUUGUGUGCGAGAGGAACCAUCAGUGGAACCACGCACUGCCCAGCUGUGAUGCGUUGUGUGGUGGUUAUAUCUUUGGUAAAAAAGGAACCAUACUCUCCCCUGGGUUUCCUGAUUUCUACCCAAACUCCUUGAACUGCACAUGGACAAUAGAGGUGUCUCAUGGCAAAGGAGUGCAGCUGCUCUUCCAUACGUUCCACCUGGAGGACUCCCAUGAUUACCUCCUCAUCACAGAGGACGGCAGCUUCACGGAACCCGUGGCCCGGCUCACUGGCUCCGUCCUGCCCCCCUCCAUCAAGGCCGGCUUGUUUGGAAACUUUAGCGCCCAGCUCCGCUUUGUCUCCGACUUCUCCAUGUCCUAUGAAGGUUUCAACAUGUCCUUCUCAGAGUACAGCCUAGAGCCUUGUGAAGAUCCAGGAGUGCCAGCCUACAGUCGGCGAGUUGGGUUCCAGUUUGGAGUGGGGGACUCGCUCAUUUUUUCCUGCUUCCCGGGUUAUCGUUUGGAGGGGGACCACAAAAUCACUUGCCUGGGGGGAGGCCGGAGGGUCUGGAGUGGAGCCCUGCCAAGGUGUGUGGCUGAAUGUGGAACCACUACCGUUGGGAGCGAGGGGGUUCUGCUAUCACCCAAUUACCCAUCCAAUUAUGACAAUAACCAUGAGUGCAUUUACCGCAUUGAGACAGAGGCAGGGAAGGGCAUCCGUGUGACGGCCACUAACUUCCUGCUCCAUGAGGGGGAUUACCUGAAGGUGUAUGACGGGAAGGAUACUUCACAUCGUCUUCUUGGCAAUUUCUCCAAAACUGACAUGUACAAUGUCAUCAUCAACAGUACCUCAAAUCACCUCUGGAUUGAGUUCAACAGCAACGGCACUGAAACGAACAAGGGAUUCAGACUUACCUACAGCAGUUUUGACCUUGUCAAGUGUGAAGAACCAGGAACUCCGAAUUACGGAUACAAGAUUCAAGAUGACGGCCAUUUUGCGAACACUUUUGUGUUGUACAGUUGUAACCCUGGCUAUACUCUCCAUGGAAGCAGCACUCUGGCAUGCCUAAGUGGAGACCGUAGGGUUUGGGACAAACCUUUGCCUUCCUGUCUAGCUGAAUGCGGAGGCCACAUUGCAGGUGCAAUAUCUGGACGGAUACUCUCACCGGGUUACCCUGCACCCUACGACAACAACCUCCACUGUACCUGGUCCAUUGAAGCGGACACAGGCAAAACCAUUAGCCUCCACUUCAUAGUGUUUGACACGGAAGUGGCCCAUGACAUCCUGAAAGUGUGGGACGGUCCAACAGAGGGUGGUAUCCUCCUGAAGGAAUGGAGUGGGUCAGCUCUGCCCGAGGACACCCACAGCACCUUCAACAUCCUAACACUCCAGUUUGACAGUGAUUACUUCAUCAGCAAGUCAGGCUUCUCCAUUCAGUUCUCAACUACUACUGCCAUGACCUGUAAUGACCCUGGGACACCCCAGAACGGGACGCGUUACGGGGAUAGUCGGGAGCCCGGGGACACCAUCACCUUCCAGUGUGACCCAGGUUACCAGGUCCAGGGCCUGGACAAGAUCACCUGUGUACAGCUCAACAACAGGUUCUACUGGCAGCCAGACCCUCCAACCUGUAUAGCUACCUGCGGCGGCAACGUGACAGGCCCUGCUGGGGUGAUUCUAUCACCCAACUAUCCACAGCCGUACCCACCAGGAAAGGAAUGUGACUGGAGAAUUAAAGUCAACCCUGACUUUGUUAUAGCCCUAAUUUUCAAAAGUUUCAACAUGGAGCCCAGCUAUGACUUCCUGCACAUCUAUGAGGGGGAUAACUCCAACGGCCCAUUGAUCAGCAGCCUGCAGGGAAACCAGGCCCCGGAGCGCAUCGAGAGCAGUGGCAACAGCCUCUUCCUCGCUUUCAGGAGUGACGCUUCCCUCGGGAUGUCUGGCUUUGCCAUUGAAUUCAAAGAGAAACCCAGGGAGGCAUGCUUUGACCCUGGAAAUAUCAUGAACGGCAGUCGCGUGGGCAUGGACUACAAACUGGCCUCCACAGUGACCUAUCAAUGUAACUCUGGAUAUACUGUUGUUGGACCAGCCACAAUCACAUGUGUUAUCGGUUCAGAUGGAAAACCUAUAUGGGACAAGAUCCUACCAUCGUGUAAAGCUCCUUGUGGUGGUCAUUAUGCUGGGUCUGAAGGCGUGGUACUCUCUCCUAACUUUCCCCAGAACUACACCACUGGUCAAACGUGCUCCUACUACAUUACUGUCUCUGGAGAAUUUGUGGUGUUUGGGCAGUUUGCCUACUUUCAGACGACAAUGAAUGACUCAGUGGAACUAUUUGAUGGGGCCAAUCAGAAUGCCAGGCUGCUAAGCUCCCUUGCUGGGUCUCAUUCUGGAGAGACCUUGCCCCUGGCGACAUCAAACCAAAUUAUGGUGCGAUUUACUGCAAAGAAUGGUCCUUCCGCCAGGGGUUUCCACUUUGUUUACCAAGCUGUUCCUCGCACCAGUGACACGCAGUGCAGCUCUGUCCCAGAGCCGCGGUACGGUAGACGGAUGGGGUCCGACUUCUCCGCUCGUUCCAUUGUUCGCUUUGAGUGCAACCCUGGGUAUCUGCUACAGGGAUCCAAAGCCAUCAAAUGCAAUGUGGUCCCCAGUGCGCUUGCCCAGUGGAAUGAUACUGUGCCCGCUUGUGCUGUUCCAUGCAGCGGUAAUCUGACAGAGAGAAGAGGCACCAUCCUCUCCCCCGGAUUCCCCGAGCCCUAUGGGAACAGCUUGAACUGCGUGUGGAAAAUCAUUGUCACCGAAGGAGCUGGGAUUCAGAUUCAAGUAAUGAGCUUCGCCACUGAGCAUAAUUGGGAUUCCUUAGAAAUCUAUGAUGGAGGGGACAUGACAGCUCCUAAACUUGGAAGCUUUUCAGGUACAACUGCUCCAGCCUUGCUGAACAGUACCUCCAACCAGCUCUAUCUCCACUUCCAGAGUGAUAUCAGUGUUGUUGCUGCUGGAUUCCACCUUGAGUACAAAACUGUUGGUCUCACUGCCUGUCCGGAGCCAGUGGUGCCUGCCAAUGGCAUCAAAACAGCAGACAGGUACAUGGUCAAUGAGGUGGUGUCAUUCAGCUGUGAACCAGGAUACAUGCUGCAGGGCCACUCUCAUAUAUCCUGUAUGCCAGGGACCGUGCGGCGCUGGAACUACCCUCCCCCUCUCUGCAUUGCAAAGUGCGGUGGAACAGCAGUUGACUUGGCCAAUGUUAUUUUAAGUCCUGGAUUCCCUGGCAACUACCCUGGCAACAUGGAUUGUACAUGGAGGAUUCUUUUACCAGUUGGAUAUGGGGCUCAUAUUCAGUUCUUCAACUUCUCCUCUGAAGACAACCAUGAUUUUUUAGAGGUGCGAAAUGGGCCGCAGCACAGCAGCUCUCUGAUUGGACAGUUUAGCGGAAGUCAGCUGCCGCCCAACCUGCUGAGUACAACACAUGAGACCGUGAUUCACUUCUACAGUGACCACUCUGAAAACAGGCAGGGAUUCAAACUAGCCUACCAAGCAUAUGAAUUGCAGAAUUGCCAAGACCCUACUCCAUUCCCUAACGGAUAUAUUAUUAAUAAUGACUACAAUGCUGGCCAGUCAAUAACUUUUGAGUGCUUUCCUGGAUACGUUCUGAUUGGACAUCCUGUGCUCACAUGCCAACAUGGAAUCAACAGAAAAUGGAAUCAUCCCUUUCCCCAUUGUGAGGCUCCAUGUGGCUACAAUAUGACAGCUCAGAAUGGUACCAUAUUCUCACCCCAGUACCCAAAUGAGUACCCUAACUCACAGGACUGCACCUGGCUUAUCACCGUGCCACAUGGACAUGGUAUUUACAUCAACUUCACCCUGCUUCAGACGGAGCCUGUCACAGAUUACAUUGCUGUAUGGGAUGGCCCUGAGCAGAGCUACCCACAGCUUGGGAUUUUCAGUGGUAAUACAGCACUAGAGUCAGCCUACAGUUCUUUCAAUCAGGUCCUUAUCAAGUUUCACAGUGACUUCUCCACAAGUGGAUUCUUUGUCCUCAAUUUCCAUGCCUAUCGUCUAAAGAAAUGCCCACCUCCACCAACAGUGGAAGAAGCUGAAAUAGUAUAUGAAGAUCAAGAUUAUGAAAUAGGAGACGUUGUGAAGUAUCGCUGCUUCCCUGGAUUUACCCUGGUAGGCAACAGUGAGCUUACCUGUAAGCUCAACUCUCAUCUCCAGUUUGAGAGUCCUCCGCCAACUUGUGAAGCCCAGUGUCCUGCAAAUGAAGAACGCUCCUCCUCAUCAGGAGUUAUCCUUAGUCCAGGUUUCCCUAAAAACUACCCCAACUCUCAGACCUGCUCCUGGGUCAUCAGGGUUCAACCUGCGUACACUAUCUCCAUCUUUGUGGAGAUGUUUCAGAGUGAGAAGCAGUUCGACGAACUUGAGCUCUUUGACGGACCAUCUGGCCAGAGCCCUUUGCUGGUGGCCCUUAGUGGAAAUCACUCCACACAGUUAAACUUUACAAGCAAGACCAACCACCUUUACCUGAGAUGGUCCACUGAUCAUGCAACCAGCAAAAGAGGAUUCAGAAUCCGCUACACAGCUCCUUAUUGUAGCAUUAACGACCCACCUGGAAAUGGAGGGGUGCUUAACCGAACAAGAGAGAUCCCAGGAAGCAAUCUGCAGUACUAUUGUUAUGCUGGCUACAGACUAGUGGGGCCCAGAAAUUCCACCUGCCGGUUACAUCCAAAUGGACUGUAUCAUUGGGAUACCCCAGCUCCACUAUGUCAAGCUAUAUCUUGUGGAAUCCCUCAGUCUCCUGCCAAUGGUUCAUUCCAUGGUUUCCAGUACACAGUAGGAAGCAAAGUUAACUACGAGUGCAAUGAAGGGUACAGGAUGGAGACAAGUUUCUCCACGAGCGCCGUCUGUCUGGAGGAGGGGACAUGGAGCAAUGCUGCACACCCACCUCUUUGUUUACCGAUCCAGUGCCCUAACAUUGAGAGCGUGCUCUCAGAACACAUGGUGUGGCGGCUGAUCUCGGGGUCACUGAAUGAAUUUGGAGCUCAGAUAAUGCUGAGCUGCACUCCUGGCUUCUACCUCGGAGGACAGAGGACAAUCAAGUGCUUAGCUAAUGGAACCUGGGCUGGAAUUGAGGAGAGGUCUACCUGCAAGAUUAUCUCGUGUGGGGACCUCCCCUCUCCUCCCUAUGGCAACAAGAUAGGAACCCUGACUACAUUUGGCGCCACAGCGAUCUUCAUGUGUAAUACGGGAUACACACUGGUGGGGUCACAUGUGAGGGAAUGUGGGGUCAACGGGCUCUGGAGCGGAGUGGAAACCAAAUGUCUUGCUGGCCACUGUGACUCCCCUGAUCCAAUCAUCAAUGGUCACAUAAGUGGAGGUGGCUCCAGUUAUCGUGACACUGUUGUCUACCAAUGCAACCUUGGCUUUCGCCUUAUUGGAACAUCAGUUCGGAUCUGUCAACAAGACCACAGAUGGUCCGGACAAGCUCCUGUUUGUGUUUCCAUUACCUGUGGUCACCCUGGAAACCCAGCAAAUGGUCGAACUAAUGGCAGUGAGUUCAACUUGAACGAUGUGGUCAACUUCACCUGCAGCACAGGAUAUCAGUUGCAUGGUGCUUCAAGAGCUCAGUGCAGGAUGACUGGGCAGUGGAGCAACCCUCUUCCAGUUUGUAGAGUGGUAAACUGCUCCGAUCCAGGCUUUGUGGAGAAUGCCAUUCGUCACCCGCAGCAGCGCUUCCCCGAGAGCUUCAACUACAGAACCAGUGUGAUGUAUCACUGCAAGAGGGCCUUCUAUCUGCUCGGCUCAUCACUUCUCACCUGUCAGUCAAACGGCCUCUGGGACAGAUCACUUCCUAAGUGCCUUUCUAUUUCCUGUGGUGAUCCUGGCACACCGCCCCAAGCUAUUAUGUCAGGUAGGAAGUUCACCAACGGCGCCGUGGUCCAUUACACCUGCAGCCACGGCCGAGCACUGAUUGGGAACGCCACGCGCUACUGUCAGGAGGACGGACGCUGGAGCGGGCCACAACCUUACUGCUCAGGCGGUAGUUCCGGGGAGUGUGGUGACCCUGGAAUCCCACCUCAUGGCUCCAGGUUGGGGGACGAGUUCCAGCUGAAGAGCCUGCUGAGGUUCACCUGUGAAGCCGGCUUCUCCCUGAGUGGCUCGGCUGAGAGGACCUGCCUCCCCAAUGGCUCCUGGAGUGGCACCCAACCAGUCUGUGAAGCUAUUUCGUGUGGAAAUCCAGGUACUCCUGCCUACGGGAAGAUUGUCUUCAGUGAUGGAAUAGUGUUUUCAAGCUCCGUGGCAUAUGCCUGCUGGGAAGGAUAUGAGACCUCGGGUCUCACCACUCGCCACUGCACCACCAAUGGCACCUGGACCGGCUCUGCCCUAGACUGCACAGUGAUCAGCUGUGGAGAUCCAGGUCCUGUUGCCAAUGGGAUUUACGUAGGAAAUGAGUUCACCUUCAACAAGACUGUUCAGUACCACUGUAACCCAGGUCACGUCAUGGACACUGUCGGUUCAUCUGUGCUCCUCUGCACCAAGAACGGGUCUUGGAACCAAACCAAGCCUUACUGUAAAGUGAUCAUGUGUGGCCGUCCUCCGGCUGUUCACAAUGGGAAGGUUGAGGGGUCAGACUUGCAGUGGGGCUCCAGCGUCAUCUAUAGCUGCUUCGAUGGGUACCAGCUAUCCAGCCCUGGAAUCGUUUCAUGUGAGGGGAACGGCACAUGGCGAGGGGAAAUCCCUCAAUGUCUUCCUGUGCUGUGUGGAGACCCAGGCACCCCAGCAGAGGGUUAUGCUGAGGGCAAACAGUUCACCUACAGGUCAGAGGUCACCUUCUACUGUAGGGACCCCAACAUCCUGGUCGGAUCAUCCAGGAGAGUGUGUCAGAUUGAUGGGACUUGGAGUGGAAUACCUCCCUCAUGUAUAGAUCCUGCAUAUAACACAUGCAGAGACCCUGGAACGCCAUCUUAUGGGAUACCAGUCACAUCCCAAGGAUUUGAGGCUGGAAGCAAAAUCUCCUUCAAAUGCCGUAAAAACUACCACAUACUGGGAUCUACGACAAGAACCUGUCUGGAAAAUUUGACAUGGAGUGGCGUGCAACCAGAAUGUAUUGCCCAUGCCUGCAGACAGCCCGAGACACUGUCUAACAUUGACGUGAAGGCUAUUGAUCUACCAACUCUGGGCUAUACUUUGAUUUAUACAUGUCAGGACGGAUUCUUCCUGGCCGGGGGAUCUGAGCACAGGACAUGUAAACCUGAUGGAAAGUGGUCUGGAAAGCCACCUGUCUGCAAAGUUGGGCCCAAAAUAAAUGGUAAAAAAGGAGUGGAGUCAGAUGUUCAGAAAAACAAGAUUGGUGUUCCUGUAGAUGUGUUUUCUUUAAACUUUGGCUGGACCGGGUUCUAUGAGUACCUUGGAGCAAGAGAAGUUGCCACUAUUACUGUAAAUGGAUUCAAUUCAACAACAAGUAGAGUCAAUGUCACACUUCUGGAUCAGAGCAGAGUGCAGCUUAAACUUGCUGGAACGUACAAGAAGGAGGAAAACCAUUUGCUGCUGAAGGUUUACCAGAUACGUGGUCCAACAGAGCAUCAUUUCAGUAAAUUCAAGAAUGACAACUGGGCAAUGGAUGGCUACGUGACCGCAGAGUCUGACAAGAAAACCUUUGUUUACCAGGGUCAUAUUCAAAGCAAGGACUUUGGGAGAUUUGUACUAACAAGAGGAGGUCUCUUUACAACAGACCUGGAGCCAUCAAAUCCUCCAUACUAUGGCACCAACAGCAGUUCAGUAGCAGCUGCCAUACUAGUGCCAUUCUUUGCCCUUAUUCUGUCAGGGGUUGCAUUUUACCUCUACAAACACAGAACAAGACCAAAAGUUCAAUACAAUGGCUAUACCGGUCAUGAAAACACCAAUGGACAAGCGUCGUUUGAAAACCCUAUGUAUGACACAAACAUGAAACCCACGGAGGCGAAAGCUGUGAGGUUUGAUACAACUCUGAACACAGUCUGCACAGUAGUAUAGCCCUCUUAUCACCGACAUUGGACUGGCUUUUACAGCCAUACCUCUUGUGGUAAGCAGUAUCUUAUUUUUUCGACAGAUGCCAAUAUUUCUUUGAACUCAUCACGUUAUAACCUCUCUGUGGAGAAGAUAAAAUACACCAUUUAAAAUCAAUGACAAUUUUAUAUGGACUUGCCACCACAAAAUAAAACGACAACUAUUGGUGUUCUAUGGAGCAGAGAUCAUGUAUGUGGCCAGGAAAAUAAAGCAGAGACGAUUAUCUCUAGGAUCAAGGAGUUCUGCCUUUUAUGGCUCUUUGCAGGAUGAAAGUUGUUUUCAUUCUCCGGUUUUCUUUUUUUCUGUCUUUUCCCCCCCCCAAAGGCCCUCCUUGGGGAAAUACUAAAGUGUCUUGAAAAGCCACAUAAUUGUUGAUAAAAAGUGUUUUCUUCAGUGAAGAUGUACCACAAAGGAGGAAGCAACUUUGAACGUGUUGCCAGACUUCUCCAAUAAAGGGAACAUAUGCUAUAAACUACAACUGUCUCGCAGGAGAACACGGCUAUCUAAUCUAGGAACUCGCUCAGCUGUUGUGUUGAAAAACUUUAUCGCACAAAUUUUGCACUAGUGUGUUAUGAAUGGGUAUGAAAUGAGGCAAAAGAGGCAUUUUCAAACUAACUGAAAAAUGCCGUACAGGGUUUUUGACCAUUUGUAGAUAAGCAUACAGUAUAUUUCCAUAUCCACAGGGAGCAUAAUGUCAUGCUACUGUUUAUCAAUAGAGAUGCUUAUUUUAUUUUCAAUAUUAGUUUUGCAAAUAAAUGUGUGGAACACCCUCCUUACUUUUUUAAAAUGGUUAUAUAAAUGAUUUUUAACUCUGGAGUCACAAAUACCAUGCAGCUUAUCUAGAAACAUUUAAAUCCACAAAUAUCAAUUAAGGAGCAACUGGUGUACAUGCAAUCGUGAAUGAUAUUUAAUUUUAUUCACAGAUCAAUAUUACCGAAGAGCAAACUGAUCUGGCUCAUCUACUCUGAAAAAACAGCAAUGCUCAAUAUUGUUGUAUACUGUAAAUUGCAUCAAAUACUUACAGUAUGUAUCAUACAUGUUAGUCAUGAAUGUUUGUUUGUAUUGUCGAUCAUCAGGUUGCUGUUUAUAUUGUAGUUUAUUUCACAUUACCCCAGGCAUUGAACAUUGUCAACAUUCGGAACACUAGACAACAGUUGGCAGUCCUAUCUUGUGGUCUUGCUGCAAAUUUGCUUACAUUUCAAAUAUACCUCUUGCGCAGAAGGACGUCAUUUUUCUACUCUACAGUACUGGAACUAAUAAAAUGUUUAUUUUUCAUAAAUGCUGGCCUUGCUUUAAAUCACAGUUUUAAUGCAGAAGUGUAUUUUUGUUUAAAUGUGCCAUACGAAUAUGCCAUGUUUAACUCAACUCAACUGUUUGACACACGACCUUGUUUUGGUAGGCCUACUUAAGGCAAGGUGGGGAAUCAAGUUGGAUAGCAAUCGUUCUUUAGCAGUGGCAUGAGCUGGUCGUUUAGAAGCUAGUCUUAAUAAUCUGUUUUUCUCCCUUUAUGAUAUGUCCCUCCUAUCCUUAAGGGUAUUGAGUCAAUGAUGAUGAAUUGAACACAGACUACUUACUUACACUCCAGGAAACACUGCCUUAUUCAAUUCAAAAGCUGUCACAGUUACAAAUGACCUAUUACAACGCUAAGGCUACUUGAAUGCAUACAGUACACUGUGAUUCCAAAGUCAUAGAUUAGCUUGUUGUUUUUCCUAAUAAUUUUGGUUGUGCAUGUAUUCACAAAUAAUGUUCAAAACUUACAGUAGAUUAACUAUCUUCGCUUGGCUUUUCGAAAUCUGUUAUCAUAUGCACUUGCUUAGAGAUCAAUGCACCAGUGACAAAAUGUGUAUUAUAAUCUUGUGAGAUAUCAGAUUCCAUUUCAUAUCUGUUGUAUUUGUGGCCAUAGUAGCACAACUAAAAUUCCCCUGAGUAAGAUGCAUUUUAUGUGUGAAGUAUGUUUGGAAAAUCCGAAGCAUUUUAAUUUCCAUAAUUUUUCUACAAACUAUUUAACUUUUUCCAUUUCAAAUUAAACCUAGUGUUCAUUACACACCUACGCACUAUACGGCAGUGGUUUCAAUAAAUAGGGUUAAGACCGAAAGUAAUCAAAUCAUCCCCUUUCUUUGUAAACAUUUUGAUGUAAGACCCACUGCUUUUAAUCCACAUUUUGCCUUCCUUUGGGCUUGCUGCAAUAACGUUUUUCUUUCAACAUCUGUAAAAUGGUUUCCCAACUAAAGAGGUGUAUAACUGCAUUGAAUUUAAUAUCAUUCCAUUUUACAACAUCGGGAUAUCACGUGCUGCUGACUUGAAGUAGGUGCAAAAGAAAAUGUUUUUGUACAGAAAUAUAUUUUUUAUGAAGAAUUUGUAAAAUUAUUAAAUAUGCUGUACUUUUUUGAUUAAUGUAGGUACAAAACUUGUUAAAAUAAAUGUUUUUACUAUACAAAAUGUA